Molecule: messenger RNA, 4113 nt
Organism: Trichoderma gamsii
Lineage: Eukaryota; Fungi; Ascomycota; Sordariomycetes; Hypocreales; Hypocreaceae
Product: xanthine dehydrogenase
Exons: 3
Coding region: 1-4113 (1370 amino acids)
Molecular function (GO): xanthine dehydrogenase activity; FAD binding; 2 iron, 2 sulfur cluster binding
Source: RefSeq, a predicted model, not a curated record
AUGGCGCCCAUUGCGAUAUCCCCCGAACGAGACGGGCAGUUGGACACGCUGGCGGAUCUGACUGCCAAGUUUGAGGACACCAUUCGCUUCUACCUCAACGGAACCAAAGUCGUUCUCGACGAAAUUGACCCUGAGAUCACAGUCCUAGAGUACCUGAGAGGCAUUGGACUGACAGGAACCAAGCUUGGCUGCGGCGAAGGUGGAUGCGGUGCUUGCACCAUUGUUGUGAGCCAGUACAACCCCACCACCAAGAAGAUCUAUCACGCGAGUGUGAAUGCCUGCCUAGCACCUCUUGUAAGUCUCGAUGGCAAACAUGUCGUCACCAUUGAGGGCAUUGGCAACACAAAGAGCCCGCAUCCCACACAAGAACGCGUCGCCAAAUCUCAUGGGAGCCAAUGCGGGUUCUGCACGCCCGGAAUUGUCAUGAGCCUGUAUGCCUUGCUACGAAACAAUUCGAACCCUACGCAGCAUGAGGUGGAAGAAGCCUUUGACGGUAACUUGUGUCGUUGCACGGGGUACAGAUCUAUUCUAGACGCAGCCAACACCUUCAGCGCCGAGAUGUCAUGCGGCAAGGCCACAACUAAUGGCGGCGGCGGUUGCUGCAUGGAAAAUGGAAGUGGCAAGCCUGCGGGGGGAUGCUGUAUGGACAAAAAGAACGAUGACCAGCCAAUCAAAAGAUUCACGCCUCCAGGAUUCAUCGAGUAUAAUCCGGAUACCGAACUCAUCUUCCCCCCUUCCCUGAAGAAGCAUGAGUUACGGCCUCUCGCUUUCGGCAACAAGAGGAAGAAGUGGUUUCGACCCGUCACACUGGAGCAGCUUCUCCAAAUCAAGAGUGUGCACCCACACGCCAAGAUUAUUGGAGGAAGUACCGAGACGCAGAUCGAAAUCAAGUUCAAAGCGUUACAAUACCCGGUAUCGGUUUACGUGGGCGACAUCGCCGAGCUGCGACAAUACGAGUUCAAGGAGGAUCAUCUCGAAAUUGGUGGCAACGUGACCCUGACUGACUUUGAGCAUAUCUGUGAAGACGCCAUCGAGCGAUAUGGACAUGAAAGAGCGCAAGUAUUCAAGGGUAUUCUGAAACAGUUAAAGUACUUUGCCGGCAGGCAGAUCAGAAAUGUCGGAACUCCUGCUGGAAAUCUAGUCACCGCUUCGCCCAUAUCUGAUUUGAAUCCGGCCUUGUGGGGUGCAAAUGCAGUCUUGGUGGCGAAGUCAUUGGCUAAAGAGACGGAGAUUCCGCUGUCACAGUUCUUCACAGGAUACCGAAGGACAGCGCUUGCUCAAGACGCCGUCAUCGCAUCACUAAGGAUUCCCGUUACCGCGGCCAAGGGAGAGUUCUACCGAACCUACAAGCAAGCGAAGAGAAAGGACGACGACAUUGCCAUUGUCACUGCGGCGCUGAGAGUCAAACUCGACGACGACGGCGUUGUUACUGACUGUAACCUCAUCUAUGGCGGCUUGGCUGCCAUGACUGUCUCGGCCAAGACUGCAUCAGAGUACCUGGUUGGGAAACGUCUUGCCGAGCUGGAGACGCUGGAGGGAACUAUGAGUGCCCUAGGGAACGAUUUUGAUCUUGAAUUCAGCGUUCCUGGAGGCAUGGCAUCAUAUCGAAAAGCGCUGGCUCUCGGCUUCUUCUACCGCUUCUAUCACGAUGCUCUCGCUAUCCUGAGCGGGCAAAGCGAGCACAUUGAUACGCAAGCCAUCGAUGAAAUAGAGCGAUCUAUAUCGUUUGGGCGAACCGAUUCAACCGCAGCGGCAGCUUACGAGAAAGAGGUCACUGGCAAAUCGAACAUCCAUCUUGCCGCACUGAAACAGACGACUGGUGAAGCACAGUACACGGACGAUAUCCCGCCCAUGAAGAAUGAGUUGUAUGGAUGCUGGGUUCUGUCAACCCGAGCACAUGCCAAGAUCCUCUCUAUCGAUUAUUCUACUGCUCUCGACAUGCCUGGCGUGGUUGAUUAUGUGGACAGGCAAGAUGUGCCGUCGGCCUCUGCUAAUCGGUUUGGCGCACCUAAUUUCGAUGAGCUUUUCUUUGCCGAAGGCGAAGUACGCACAGCCGGUCAACCCAUUGCCAUGAUCCUCGCUACUUCGGCGUCCAAAGCCCAAGAAGCAGCCAGAGCUGUCAAGAUAGAAUACGAAGAUUUACCAGCCAUCUUGACAAUCGAGGAGGCCAUCCAGAACGACAGCUUUCACCCAUUCUACCGCGAGAUUAAGACGGGCGACGUGGAAGAAGCUUUCAAGAAUUGUGAUUAUGUCUUUACAGGCACUUCGCGGAUGGGUGGCCAAGAGCACUUUUAUUUGGAAACCAAUGCAACUCUGGUCGUUCCUAGUCCAGAAGAUGGAGCAAUGGAGGUUUUCUCUAGCACGCAGAAUCCAAAUGAGGCGCAAGCAUUCGCUGCUCGUAUCUGCGAUGUACCAGCUAACAAAGUUGUCGUCCGUGUAAAGAGACUAGGAGGCGGCUUUGGUGGCAAAGAGACUCGAUCUAUCCCUCUCAGCUGCGCCGUAGCUCUCGCUGCCAAGAAGACCAAGAGACCAGUCCGCUGCAUGCUGACUCGAGAAGAAGACAUGAUCACCAUGGGCCAAAGGCACCCUUUCUUGGGCAAAUACAAGAUAGGUUUCAACAAGGAUGGAAAGAUUCAGGCGCUUGAUGUCGACAUCUUCAACAACGGCGGAUGGACCUUUGAUCUCAGCGCUGCAGUACUUGAGCGAGCAAUGGCACACGUCGACGGGUGCUACCGCAUUCCUAAUGCCUUUGUUAGAGGCCGCAUUUGCAAAACAAACACCGUUUCCAAUACGGCGUUCCGCGGCUUCGGUGGGCCUCAGGGCAUGUUCAUCAUGGAAACCUGCAUGGAGGAGUGCGCGGACCGUUUGGGCAUUCCCAUUGACCGCCUGCGGGAAAUCAACUUUUACGAGCCUCUUGGCCUGACGCACUUUAACCAGGCUGUUACAGAUUGGCAUGUCCCGCUCAUGUACAAGCAGGUUCAGGAAGAAAACAACUAUGCAGAGCGCAAAGCGGCCGUUGUCAAAUUCAAUGAGAGCCAUAAAUGGCGUAAGAGGGGAAUGGCUCUGAUUCCCACCAAGUUUGGAAUUUCUUUCACGGCCCUUUUCCUCAACCAGGCGGGAGCCCUGGUACACAUUUAUCACGAUGGUUCCGUCCUGGUGGCUCAUGGAGGCACUGAAAUGGGCCAAGGACUUCACACCAAGAUGACUCAGAUUGCUGCACAAGCUCUACAGGUUCCUCUGGACAAUGUCCACAUCUCAGAAACGGCCACCAACACGGUUGCCAAUGCUUCUUCAACAGCUGCAUCAGCUUCUUCCGACUUGAACGGAUAUGCCAUUUUCAACGCGUGCAAGCAACUCAAUGAGCGACUCGCCCCUUACAGAGAGAAACUCGGUCCGGAGGCCACGAUGAAAGACCUGGCUCAUGCCGCCUACUUCGACCGCGUCAACCUGUCUGCUCAGGGCUUCUACAAGACACCAGAGAUUGGGUACACAUGGGGCGAGAACAAGGGCAAGCUGUUCUUCUACUUUACGCAAGGAGUGGCGCUCUCCGAGGUAGAAAUCGACGUGCUGACCGGCACGUGGACCUGCCUCCGCGCAGAUAUCAAGAUGGAUGUUGGCCACUCCAUCAACCCGGCCAUCGACUACGGCCAGAUCCAGGGCGCCUUCAUGCAAGGACUCGGGCUCUUCACCAUGGAAGAGUCCCUGUGGCUAAGGAACGGCGCCAUGGCCGGCAAUCUCUUCACGCGCGGGCCCGGGGCGUACAAGAUCCCCGGCUUCCGCGACAUUCCCCAGGAGUUCAACGUCACGCUGCUCAAGGACGUCGAGUGGAAGGAUUUGCGGACGAUCCAGCGCAGCAGAGGCGUGGGCGAGCCUCCGCUAUUCAUGGGUAGUUCAGUGUUCUUUGCUAUUCGAGAUGCGCUCAAGGCUGCGCGGAAAGACGCCGGCAUUGAGGCGAAAGUUGGAGGAGGAGGAGAUCAUGGCGAAGAUGGGCUGCUGAGGCUGGAGAGUCCCGCUACGCCGGAGAGGAUCAGAUUGAUGUGCGAGGAUGAGAUUAUGAGAAAGGCUCGUGUGGCUCCCAAGGAAGGAGAGAAGAGCUUCUUUGUGGCGAUAUGA